Messenger RNA from Fusarium oxysporum Fo47, 2083 nucleotides. Its product is annotated as transcription factor domain-containing protein. Bases 64 to 2052 code for a protein of 662 amino acids. NCBI's taxonomy places the organism in Eukaryota, Fungi, Ascomycota, Sordariomycetes, Hypocreales, Nectriaceae. The transcript is spliced from 5 exons. Gene Ontology annotation, biological process: positive regulation of transcription by RNA polymerase II; DNA-templated transcription. The record is from RefSeq and is a predicted model, not a curated record. Gene Ontology annotation, cellular component: nucleus. Gene Ontology annotation, molecular function: zinc ion binding; DNA-binding transcription factor activity, RNA polymerase II-specific; sequence-specific DNA binding.
GUUUUAUCUCAGUCUAGCUCUAACUUAUUCCCAUUUUCUCCUAUUAUCUUACCUAGCUACAACAUGCCACCCUCCACCACCCGCAGUAAUACACGCCGAUAUCGUUCCGAUCCCUCGAACUUACCCCGGCAGAAAUCCAUCGCGUGUCGUAAUUGCCAUGCUCGGAAGAUUAAAUGCUCUGGGAAUAAACCAUGUAACAAUUGUUCUUUGGCAUCUGAAUGCGUGUAUCCGACGCGAGAUCGGCAGAUCAGGGUAAACCAAAGUCUCCUUGACCGCCUCCUUCAAGAGAAUGAGGAAUUACGUGCCCAGAUCCAUCCUGAAUCGCCACAACCCAGAAAUACAGAUGUACCCUGGCAACCUGCUCCGACAUCCAACGACCAUCAAGAUGCUGCUGAGGAGAAGAUACUGGAAGAAAUAGACUGGUUCGCCCACACGAGAACAUCCGAUACGCCCAUCUGGAUAGGCGAGAUUUCCGAUGCAGCGUUUGCGACUCGCUUCCGACAAUUUGCCUCAUCUUCCCAAACACCAAGUCACAUCCCUCGCACACAGUUCGCUUCCGACGACGAUCUACGCCUCCUGGUCACUACGAAUCCAGCCUGGCCGACACCGCCCCGCGCCAGGCUUUUGGUUCAGACAGCGCUGAAAUUUCUCCGGUGCAGCUACCACGUAGUGCGGCGCAGCGAGAUACUCUCGGCGCUGAACACCUUCUGUUUAGACCCAAGCAACGCUGGCGCUAGCCCUAUUAUGAAAUCCAAGAUGUGGGCUUUGUUUGCACUUGGUGAACUAAGAUCAAGUAAAUGUCUGAGUUCUAGCAAAAGACUUCCUGGGUUAGCCUACUUUGCAGUUGCCAGCGAUACUGUCCGUAUGAUCAACGAAAGGCCACAGCUCGACGUGAUCGAGACAACCUUGAUUCUGACUCUGUAUUCGCUCGAGGCAAACCGCCGGCAUUCUGCGUGUACACUCGUUGGUUCAGCCAUGCGCCUUGCGACCGUGAUGGGUCUCCAUCUCAACAUUGGCGACACCUACCUUGCAGAUCCUGAACUAAGAGAGCAUCGCAUCCGGGUGUGGUGGUCAGUCUAUAUCCUCGACCGUCUGUUAUCUUCAAAGAUUGGUCUUCCGCUACUCAUAUCAGACGAAGAUAUCUCGGUCGAUCUACCCUCCAACAGCCCUGCUCUCACCUCAGAAGACUUUGGCGACCAUUCUCACUUUUUAGCUAUUGUGCGACUUGCCAAGAUCGCAGGAAACAUCUCUAGAUCUCUCUAUGUCCGGACACCUCAGCGCGGUACAUUUCUUCAAAGGGUUGCAAGGAUUCGAGAGGAGCUUGAUCACUGGAAGGGGGAACUACCAGAUCAGGUAAAGGCUGACUUCAGUCGCACCGACGAGACUGAGGAUCACUCUCAGUCUGCUAUCUCUAGAUUGAAGGUGUCGUUUAACCAGUUAUUCAUCUUAGCAACGAGGCCUGCACUCCUCUUCUGCUUUCGUCGACAGGUAGAUGAGGCUGCGGCAGCGUCGAGAGAAAACCCUCUUCCAGAUGCAGCUCGCGAAGCGGCAGAGGCGUGCGUCAGCGCUGCUCGACAAUCCUGCCAGCUGUUGUUGCGGUCCUGGGUAAAUGGCGAAUUCCACACCUUCGAUUACUCUUACGUACAACACCUUUUCUCUGCUGCAGUGAUCCUCGCGAUAGCGAGCACACUGGGUCAGGAUACCUCGAAGAAUGAUAGAGAAGAGUUCGAAAUUGUAACAGGCUUUCUACAGCAGCUAGAAGAGAAUGGAAACCCUGCAGCCAUGGAGUUCUAUGCUCAUAUCAAGGAGAUACAGAUAGUCUUAGAGGCAUGGCGUUCUACACCCUGUCAACCAAACGCUUUGCCGAUAUCUCAAGACCUUGGCUCUACAGAAGUCUUCCAACGCGCAAUGGCCAAUCCACCAUUGGAAGUCCCGGUUUUACACAACACACAGCUUGGUACUCAGGCAGCGGAUGGCUCACCUUUGAACCUUUCAUUUCUCGAUGACUGGAUCUACGAUAAUGCAUUUCAACAGAUAUGCUGGCAGGAAUAGUGCAGGACCGAUGAAUAGAGUAUUUUGUGAU